GCAGAAGAUUUCUCUCCGCCUGUCGAGUCAAGCGGGUCUGUUCUUCUCCGCCUCUUGAUCUCUGCAACUCUCCCGUUCCAUUUCCACCCAACCAGACCGCCGCCGGCGAGCGGCCUCCACACCUCCACCUCCGCCUCCCGCUUCUUCCUCCCUCGCUCGCCCGGCUCCGGCGUCUCCUGUCCGCACCGCAUGCCCGGAGCCCCCGUGCGCUCGUUCUCCCCCAACAUCGACCCCCUCGACUGAAGCAAACCCUAGCCUCCUGCGCGCCUCGUGCAAAUGGAUGCGGGGGGUCCUAGCCCGAAGCGGAGGAGAUCGGCCUCACCCGGUGCGGAUGAAGACGGAGGAUGCGCCGACUACAUCAGCGCCCUCCCCGACGUCUUGCUCGGCGAAAUCAUCUCACUCCUCCCCACCAAGGACGGCGCCCGCACCCGAAUCCUCGCGUCCCGGUGGCGCGACCUCUGGCUCUCCGCCCCUCUCAACCUCGACUGCCGCGAGCUCACCGCCGGCAGGUACGAAGUCCGUUCGGACGUCGUCUCGCGCAUCCUUUCCUCCCACGGGGGGCCCGGCCGCCGUCUCUACGUCAACACCCACAUCCACAGGAUACCGGCAGACACCGUGGAAGCGUGCCUCCGAUCCACCGCUCUGGACAACCUCGAGGAGCUUGAUUUCAUCAACUAUCGGUCAGAGCAACCGCAGCGGGCAUUGAUCUUCCGCUUCUCGCCCACCCUCCGCGUUGCCAACAUUGGUGGAUGCAACCUCUCGGACGUCAACUUCCAUGAGCUCAACCUUCACUUCCCCCUGCUUAAGCUGCUCGGUCUUCUAAAUGUCACCAUCUCCGAGUGCUCGCUGCAUAGCCUGAUUGCCGGGUGCCCCGCUCUCGAGUGCUUGCUGAUUGACAUGUGCGUUGGCUUCCGCCGCAUCCAAAUAAACUCCCCAACUAUUAGGUGCAUGGCUGCCCGUGUGACACAAUGUGGGAUACCGGUUAUGACAGAUUUACCGCAGCUCGAACAACUCGUCAUUGAGAAAGCUCCUUGUCUUGUGAGGCUGCUCUUUCAUAGAGGCACUGUUCUGCAGGUAUCGGUACUCGCAGCUCCUAAAUUGGAGACUUUAGGCUUUGUUAGUAAUAAGUACGGUUCAGGUGAAUUCUCCAGAUUCACGAUUGGCUCCACUGUUAUUCUGGUAAGCCCUGUUGUUUCUCAGUUGCAUUUCCAUGUUCAGAAAAAAAAAUACCCAUCACCUGACUUGUGCAUUGGCCUGAUAUUGUUGCUUUCAUACUUGAUAAAGGGAUUGUCUGUUGAUACCCUGAUAACAGUGGUAUACACCGUCAAGAUUUUAGCUCUUGAGAUGCACAAUCUUAGUUUGGAUACUGUUAUUGAGUUGAUGAGAUGCUUUCCGUGCUUGGAGAGGUUGUACAUUGAGUCAGUUCAAUCAAGACCGGGGAAUUUGUGGCGUCGCAAACACCGGAAUCUGAUGAAAUGUUUUGACACGAGUCUGAAGACGUUAGUGUUACAACCGUAUCAGGGGAAGAGGUCACAAAUCAACUUUCUUACAUUCUUUGUAUUGAACGCGAAAGUGCUGGAGUCGGUGACACUUGGCAUCAAAACCAGGAAUAACAAUGAGAAGUUCUUGGCAGAACAACGCACCAAGCUUCAGUUAGAGAACAGGGUUUCCAGAGAUGCUCAGUUUCAUUUUAGAACUCGUUGUUGUGUCGGCAGCUCUUAUGAUAUCGAGCAUAUCCGUGAUUUGGAUUUAACUGAUCCAUUUGCACAUACGAGCUAGUUGUUCUUGCCGGUUGGCCUAUUCAUUUUGUGUCUUGUCAAACCUGAGUAGAUAGCAUGUUUGUAGUACCUUUUGAGUUUGUAUCGUCUGGUAGACUGGUACCUUAAUAGAAUUCGGGAGACUAUUUUUUA
Molecule: messenger RNA, 1910 nt
Organism: Hordeum vulgare subsp. vulgare (domesticated barley)
Lineage: Eukaryota; Viridiplantae; Streptophyta; Magnoliopsida; Poales; Poaceae
Product: F-box/LRR-repeat protein At2g29930-like
Exons: 2
Coding region: 277-1779 (500 amino acids)
Molecular function (GO): protein binding
Source: RefSeq, a predicted model, not a curated record